Molecule: messenger RNA, 3974 nt
Organism: Mytilinidion resinicola
Lineage: Eukaryota; Fungi; Ascomycota; Dothideomycetes; Mytilinidiales; Mytilinidiaceae
Exons: 5
Coding region: 1-3648 (1215 amino acids)
Molecular function (GO): lipid binding
Source: RefSeq, a predicted model, not a curated record
AUGGCGGACCAACAACAGCACAGGCCCGGAGGGCACUACUCUGGUGCCAACCCUGUGCCUACCGUCAAGAAAUUCAUGGAGAACCUCGACAAGGACAAGCGGGAUCGCGACCGCCAGCUGGACGAGGAGGCCGUGCAGAGGAAGAAGGCGGCAGUUGGUGGAGAUGCUAAGCCUCACAAGGAGACCAAUGCUGGAAUCAAAGGCACCCAAAAGACUGUGACCGAUCCAACAACAGGUAACCAGGUCGUCAUUGAGGACGUCAACAAGAGCAUGAUGGGCCAGGUUGAGAAUCCACAGCUCUCGGUGCCGAAUGCCAAUCUCGGGAAGCCUACUCCGGUCAAAACAGACGCCUCACAAUCCAACGAUGAAUACAAGCAUAACCAAGAUAUCACAGCUCCCCCAGAUCCAAUUGCCGAGGGCAGCACGUCUGAUGUGCCUAUCCACGGCGAGAAGACGAACAUUCUGUUUCAUCCUACGCCCUCUGUCAGCUACGAGCCCAUGUUUGCUUCGAUAGAGAAGCGGGCGGGAAUACUAUGCGUCGGCGUCCUUCUCGCCAUUAUCAUACUUGGAAAGAUGUUUGGGGGUGCACUGAAGGGCCUGAUCCCACUGGCUAUGUGCAUAACAUCUGGUAUAUGGCUGUGGAUGAAGGAAGUCGUACGUAGUGGACGGGAGGUUGAGUGGGAUAGUGAACAGACUCGUGGUCAGACGGCCAUCGCAAAUCUCUUACCGGAAUCCGUCGAAUGGAUGAACACGUUACUUGGCAUAGUCUGGGGCCUCAUCAACCCUGACAUGUUCAUCGGCGUUGCUGAUACCUUGGAGGAUGUCAUGCAAGCAUCGGUUCCCGGAAUCAUUGAGAACGUCCGUGUCGCCGAAAUCAAUCAGGGCAGCAAUCCUAUCCGGAUUCUCAGUCUACGAGCACUCCCGGAUGAGCACAUGAAGGAUCUCAAGGUCGCGAUCCACGAGGAGAACAAAAAGACGAAAGACCCUCAAGAGGCCGCAGCAGAUGAAGAAGGAGGCGACUUCUACAACCUCGAAGUCUCAUUUGCUUACCAUGCCAAGCCCAGUGGAAAGCGUGCCUCAGACAAGGCUCGCAACAUGCAUAUGCAGCUUGUUUUCUACCUAGGCGUCAAGGGACUCUUUGGUGUCCCCCUUCCUAUCUUCGUCGAGCUACAAGGUCUUGUCGGAACUAUUCGCUUGAGACUAAACAUGACCCCCGAGCCUCCUUUCCUCAAGAAUCUAACUUUCACUCUAAUGGGCCUGCCACAAGUCCAAGCCGGAUGCAUACCUAUGGUUGAGAAGGGAGUCAACAUCCUAAAUCUACCUUUGAUCUCGAACUUCGUCAACUAUGCCAUCGGCGCGGCGGCUAGCAUGUAUGUGGCUCCAAAAUCCAUGUCGAUAGACAUGCGGGCAAUUCUUCAGGGCGAUGAUAUCACCAAAGACGUCCAGGCUCUCGGUGUUCUGUGGAUCCGUAUUCAUCGUGCAGUCGGGCUCAGCAAGCAGGAUCGCCGCGGAAGCGCUCAUGGUGGCAGUGACCCAUACAUCACUAUCUCGUUCUCCAAAUAUGGCAAGCCAAUGUACUGCACGCGAGUUAUUACGGACGAUUUGAACCCGAUCUGGGAAGAGACUUGCGCGAUCUUGGUCACCCCCGAACUUGUCAAAGCUGACGAGAACUUGAGUGUUGAGCUAUGGGACUCCGACCGUCACAGUGCUGACGACAUUGUCGGCAAGGUGGAACUUUCCAUACAAAAGAUGAUCCAGCACCCCGGCAAGAUGUAUCCCCAAUCCUCGAAACUUGCCGGCAUGGAUGCCGACAGCGAGAUGCCCGGCGAACUUCAUUGGGAGGUUGGAUACUUCGGCAAGCCCCAGUUCAGGCCUGCCCUCCGGACCGAUGGCAAGAACAAGGCUCUGCCAGACGAGCUCAAGGACCAUCCGGAAUUGCAGGACGACAAGGGCGUCACCAACACUGCCACUGACGAUGCCGUGGCUCACACCCCACCAGACCCUCUCUGGCCAAGCGGCGUUUGCAGUGUCAUUGUUCACCAAAUCGUCAACCUCGAACUAGAGAACGUCAAGGGAAGUCAAGGCAACCGUAAGGGCAGGGAAUACGAACCCGCGAAGCCUUCCGGUGAGAGCACUGAAGAGACAGGCGGCACCCUACCGACGAGCUACUGCACCAUCCUCUACAAUGAUGAGUUAGUCUACCGCACCCGUGCUAAGGCUGUCUCUUCUCAGCCUAUUUUCAACGCUGGAACUGAACGCUUUAUGCGUGAUUGGCGCUCUGGCAUCGUUACUGUCACCGUCCGCGAUUCCCGAAACCGAGAACACGACCCAAUCCUUGGUGUUGUCCCUCUAAAGCUCUCCGACGUUCUCGAGACCUCUUCACAGGUGACUCGAUGGUACCCCUUGGAUGGUGGCGUCGGGUUUGGUCGUAUUCGUAUCUCGGUUCUUUUCCGUAGCGUUGAAACUCGACUCCCACCGAACCUUCUUGGCUGGGACGUCGGCACUUUCGAGUUCAGGUCCGAUCGUAUUGUUGCUAGUGGCUACACCCAUCAUGCCAAGCUCAAGCUCCGCACUGGUGGUAGCACUGGCAAGAUUCCUCGUGUCGAAGCGCGCAAGCUCGAGGACGGCGAUGGCAUCUUCUGGGAUAUUGCGAAGAAGGAUGGCAAGUACGAUGUCCGCUUACCAGUCAAGUACCGAUACCGGUCUCCCAUUGUCUUUGAGUUCCAUGUUUCCGGCAAGCGAAAGGCAGAAGCGUACUCAGUCAUCUGGCUCCACCACCUGAUUGACAACGAAGAUUCGGACAUCGACAUUCCCAUCUGGACGACAUCCUGCCCGGCCCGCCUGACGCAGAACUACAUCACCGAGAACAACUCCGAAAAAGAGCCCGGCCUAGAAGACCUCAAGGUCGUUGGCCGAUUGAAGUUCAAGGGUCGCUUCAAGGCCGGCACGGAUGAAGCUCACGAGGCUUUCAUUACGGACAACGACUCUCGAGAGACAUUCGAAACAUGGGAAGCAUGUCUUGCUGAAGGCGUGCGGCAGCGCAAGGUCGAAAAGGAGCUCUCAGAGAAAGUACUACAACUACACGAGGAGUCCUUGAAGGAAGGCCGAGACAUUCUCAAAAGCACCGAUGACGAUGAGAAGAAAAGGUGGUUAACGAAGAAUGGCACGGACUGGAGUGGUGCGUUCGGCGAAGACCCGAAGGCAUACAUGGACUCCCAGGGUCGCAAGAAGCGAGAACCCGGCGUCGACAAGCCCUUGCACGACCCGUUCCACCCUUCUUCUGGCGAAGACAACGAAGAUGAUGAGGAUGAGGAUAGCUCGAACAGCUCGGACGACCUAGGUCUCCAAGAUGCGGACAACGCUAGCAGCUCGAACGGCGUCCCUCGUGAUUCUCAAUCAACAAACGGAACGACAGAGUCCUCGUUGGGCAGGACUAGCACUAGCAAGAUCAGUGCGGAAGGAAAUGUCAACAGGCAAAAUAAGCGGACAGAAGAGCGGAAGCAGAGGGGUCUGAUGCAGUGGAAGCCAGCGCGGAACGCGAAGUUUGCCAAGGACCAGACCAAAAUUGGCAUGCGGCGGUUGAAGAACAAGCUCACUGGCGGCUUGGAUGGUAGACAGCCUGGUGUUGAGACUGAAACUGGAACAUAAAGCUUCGCGACUCUACUGUAUUGAGUCGAAUUUGAUGACGCUCAGGUCAGUGGCUAUGAGAUAUGACGGUUCGGUGGGAGAUUGAAGCGACACGUAGCCGCUUUGGUACUGCUCUCUUCUUGUAUCAUUAGGCUUUGGCAGCAUGUGACGCAUGAUGCGGCGGCUCGUCCUGCUUCUCUUCUUAAAAUUGCUAGGUAGUGGAUAAAACACUCAUCUUCUCUUCGCCUUAAGCACACAUGACUCGGAGCGCUGGUUGUCGGUUGAUCGAUACCCAUCUGGCGUCCAUCUUGUACCACAAGGGUUAUAUCAGUAACCCGAUUACGGAU